AUGAAGAUCAAAAAGAAGCCUAUAACAAAGGGAAUGGAAGUAUCUUCUUUAAUUCACUAUUUGGAGCAAGAAAAAGCUCAAAAGGGAACAGCUCUCUUCCAUAUUCUUAACAACAAAAGAAAACGAUUCAUAUCCAACGAAAAUCUAAUACAAGGAAAACUUCAAUGGACAAGGUUUUUCUCUAGAAACAAACCUAUUAACAUCAUUACGGUUUAUGCUUCAUCUGAUGGUGAAGAUGAUGAUGAAAUAAUCAACAUUAUUAUUCACCUUCUACUAAAAUGUGAAAAUGAAUUCAACAUUGUGCUAGGAGAUUUCAAUAUCAACACAAGGAAACCACAAAAUUCGAGAGAAAAAGAAUGGAAAGAACUUAUUGAGUGUUUCCAACUCAAAGAACUAAUCAUCCCAGAGAAUUACACAUACGUCAGAAAAGUCAUCAACUCAGUUCAAAAAUCACGACCUGAUCAUAUCUUCGUUUCUAACAACAUCAGAAUAAUCAGAGAAGUUAUUUUGCCACCAAUAUCCAAAAAUGAUCAUCUACCGUUCUAUAUUGACAUUGAGCUCGAAACAGACUAUUGUUGGAGAAACUUCAUCUCUAGGAAAGAUAUGAAUCAAAUCUCAACAACAUUGAACGAAUCACACUAUGAUUCAUUUGAUGCACUUCAGAAAGACAUAUCAGAAAUGGUUAACAAAUUUUCUUUCAAAGACGAUAAGACCAAUCUCAAAUACAUUAACACAAUCAAUAAGAAAGAAAUCAAAACCAAAGAAAUAGAACUCCUCCAUCUUGUAACACAAGGAAAAGGUCAAAAUAUCGAGGAAAUUGAAAAACUAAGAAAUAAUAUCAAAGUACUAUACAAGGAAACUGGAGCUGAUAUCAAAGCAAAACUAAGUGAAAAUUUCAACAAACAUGACAGCUCAAUGAUUUACCAGUUUGACAAACAUCUAAAAGAAAAAUCAAUAGAUUGGAAAAAUAUCCAAUUCUCUGAAGAAGAAAUUGUGCAUCAUUUUGAAACAAAAUUUACCUCAGUAUCCAAAUCAUCAGACUUUGAAAAUCCACCAUCAACCGUCAAGAAAGGACCGAAAAUACCACAAAUAAGCCUUAAAACAAUUAAAGAGGCGAUAUCGAGAAUGAAAUCCAACACACCCGGUCUAGACUCAAUAUCCUUCCAAAUUAUACGUAAUCUCAAAGACGAACAUCUACAACUUAUUGCUGACCAAUUUGAAAACUGCAUUCAACAAGGUAAUAUCCCUGAAGAAUGGAAAUCUGGUUGGGUUAAAUUACUCCCUAAAAGAGACAUUCAAAAACUAAAUGAUAUUAGACCCAUAACCAUUCUCCCAAUAUAUUACAGAAUACUUUUCAACAUAAUUGCAUACGAAUUAAGACAAUGGGCUUCCAAACACAUCAACUUAAGGCAACAAGCAUUUAUUUCACACAGAAACACAAUGAAUCACGGAUUAUUACUUUCAUCUCUAGCCAAAAAGAACAAGUCGUCAUUCCUUUUGGUAAACUUAGACAUCGAAGGCGCCUAUGAUUCCGUUGAAGAUCAUAUCAUUGAAAAAGCUCUCACUCAUUGUAAGUUUCCAGAUGAGUUGAAAACUUUUAUACUAAACUCAUACAAGAGUCAAAUAUUACAGCUAGAAAUUGAUCACCAUCUCUCUAGACCAUUCACAAAAACAAGAGGAAUACCACAAGGAUGCCCUUUAGCUCCUCUUAUAUAUGAUUGUAUUACUCAACUCAUCAUUGACAAAUGCAUACAACAAUGGAAAAUUUCAAUCAAACCAACCAAGCUUAAUAUUAACGAUAUUGGUUUGCUCUGCUUUGCUGAUGACAUUAAUUUAGUUUCAAACAGAUACUGCAAUUAUAACGAAAGACUUGAUAAUAUCUCUAAAUGGCUCGGCCAAUUAAGUCUAAAAAUUAAUCCUUCAAAAUCCAUGGCAACCACUCUCCCAACUAAAAGCAAAAUGAAGCCAAUGAUAGACGGUACUAUUAUACCAAGAUUCAAAAACCUUCGAGUACUUGGACACUAUCCUUGGGAUGACUCUACUUUAAAUGAAGAUAUUGAAAAAAGAAUCCUCCAAUUUCAACUCUCACUCAAAUAUAUUCCACUGAAAAGAAUGGAGAUAACAAACAUUAAGAAAGUAAUUUUUGCCAAAUGCACUAGCUUAUUUACACACAUUUUACGAACAAAUUACAUUCCUGAAUCACUUGUUGAUAGAAUUAACAUUGAAGUAAGAAAAGCAAUAAGAAAGAAAAAUUUUCAUGCAUAA
Naegleria fowleri is the source of this 2265-nucleotide messenger RNA. RefSeq lists its product as uncharacterized. The coding region runs from base 1 to 2265 and encodes 754 amino acids. Gene Ontology annotation, molecular function: catalytic activity. The transcript has a single exon. NCBI's taxonomy places the organism in Eukaryota, Heterolobosea, Eutetramitea, Acrasida, Naegleriidae. The record is from RefSeq and is a predicted model, not a curated record.